AUGGGUGCCGUCGUCUCUUGCAUCGGCUCGCUGUUCCGCACCGUCGGGCGCGUAAUCAUGGCCAUCAUCAACGGCAUCGGCUCCAUCAUCAUGGCGAUCGUCAACGGCGUCGUGACGUUCCUCGACAUCAUCGUCGGCUUCCUCACGUGCCAGGGCUGCGGCGGCCGCCGCGGCGGCAGGCGCAGGAUGGGACGCACGCAUCACCACACGAGUACUAUCUGA
Lasiosphaeria miniovina is the source of this 222-nucleotide messenger RNA. RefSeq lists its product as uncharacterized. Bases 1 to 222 code for a protein of 73 amino acids. The transcript is spliced from 2 exons. NCBI's taxonomy places the organism in Eukaryota, Fungi, Ascomycota, Sordariomycetes, Sordariales, Lasiosphaeriaceae. The record is from RefSeq and is a predicted model, not a curated record.